UGUACUCGUAGGUCAGAUUCAUAGGGUUGGAUAUGUUUGUAGAAUAAGAAGUUAGCUCUUAGUAUGAAAAAUUAUCGCGCUAAGAUGGCAGCCACUGAUAGUGGACAAGUAAGAUUUAGUGGUCACACGUUGGAUAAGGUGAACAAGGCAAAGUUGCACCUUGAGAAUUAUUAUUCCAACUUCUUGUCACAACAAAUGGAAAGGAGAAACAGACAAGAAAGGCUGGAAGAAUCGAUGAAUGAAAAUGGACUAACAGAGAAAGAGAAAAAUGAAAAGAGAAUACAACAUGCUAUAAAGGAGUCAGAAUUUCUGCGUCUGAGGAGAUCCAGACUUGGAGUUGAAGAUUUUGAACCUCUGAAGGUGAUUGGUCGUGGUGCUUUUGGAGAGGUACGUCUUGUACAAAAGAAAGAUACAGGUCAUGUUUAUGCAAUGAAGAUUUUGCGGAAAGAAGACAUGUUGGAGAAAGAACAGGUAGCUCAUGUACGAGCUGAACGUGACAUUUUGGUACAAGCAGACUAUCAGUGGGUUGUGAAGAUGUAUUACAGCUUUCAAGAUAUGUAUAAUCUCUAUCUCAUAAUGGAGUUUUUGCCUGGAGGGGACAUGAUGACCUUACUGAUGAAAAGAGACACAUUAUCAGAAGAAUGUACUCAAUUUUACAUAGCAGAAACUGCAAUAGCCAUCGAUUACAUCCACAAAUUAGGGUUUAUUCAUAGGGACAUUAAGCCAGACAACUUAUUGCUAGAUGCUAAGGGUCAUGUCAAGUUGUCAGACUUUGGAUUGUGCACAGGUCUAAAGAAAUCUCACAGAACUGAGUUUUAUAGGAAUCUCUCUGAAACCAGUCCUAUCAAUUUCAUAUCAAGUCCAAUGAAUUCUAGAAGAAAAGCAGAAAGCUGGAAAAGAAAUCGGAGACAUUUGGCCUAUUCCACUGUAGGUACACCAGACUAUAUUGCACCUGAAGUAUUCACUAGAGCAGGUUACAACAGUUCCUGUGAUUGGUGGUCUCUGGGUGUUAUCAUGUAUGAAAUGUUAAUAGGUUAUCCACCAUUUUGUUCUGAUACUCCACAAGAAACAUAUAGGAAAGUAAUAAACUGGAAAGAAACUUUGAUGUUUCCACCAGAAGUACCCAUCUCCAGUGAGCCAAAAGAUCUGAUCCAAAGGUUUUGUUGUGAAGUGGAAAGAAGAAUGGGUAGUAGAGGAGAGCUAGAGGAAGUGAAGGAACAUCAUUUUUUCAAGGGAGUAGAUUGGGAACACAUUAGAGAACGACCAGCAGCUAUACUUGUAGAAAUCAAGAGCAUUGAUGAUACUUCUAACUUUGAUGAGUUUCCUGAUGUAGACUUACAAAUCCCAUCAGCACCAAGUUUCAUGGAAGAUCCACAGAAGGGGAAAGACUGGGUCUUUGUUAACUAUAGCUUCAGAAGGUUUGAGGGGCUUACUCAGCGUUACAGGAAUAUAAAGAAAAGCUAGUGUAGCUAGUGUCAGUUAGCCUCAACACUGAGUCGUUUGAGGAAUGAUUAAUGAAAUAAGUUUCACAUGAUUAAUACCUUGUGUGCAAACAUAAUUUGGUCAUUAUUACUGUUAGUAAGUCAAAGUGUUGUAAAAUUAAAACAUGUACAUUAUCUGUCAUCAUUUUCAUAAUCUUAUGGUGUAAUCUGUCACAGAGUACUUUUUUUUUCAUUUCCUGGCAAUUUAAUAAGAAUAAAGAUAUAUCUUAAAUAAUUUCUUUUAUAAUUUUUAACAAUACAUUAGAUUUACUCUAAUUAAAUACCUAAUUUCUAUUGUAGUCAGGUGGUUGGCUUUUAUGGAUAUCCAGUCACAUAAUGUUAUCAUUAAGUUGCUGGUGUUAACAUUGUUGUAAGAAAACUAUUAAUUAUGGUGACUUAAGGUAGAUGAGCCUCUUUGUGACAGCAUACAUUUUAGUCAUACAUGUACAUGUAUUUGAGCUAUGUGGAUACAUAUAAUUGUUUGGAUCACCUAGCUAAGUCAGAAACUAAGUUCCAUGAUUGAAUAAAUAAUAAUUAUAAAUUUAAUCAUUUCUAGAUACAAGUUUUUAUCAUAUCAGUAUCUUUAUAGUAUAGGUGUUAAUUAUAUACUUAAUUGUGCAUUAGAAUUGAUUAUCAACAGCAGUUUCUUGUUGUAAUGAUCAUUUAGUUUAUUUGUAUCAUUACUGAUAAGACUGUAGCUUUCAUUUAGAGAUAUGGAUUAGUAUAUUGUUUUAGUCUGUAAUACUUCAAAUGUAAUCAUGAUUAGCUGUGAAGUAAAGUCUUCAGGAUAAUUACGUGACAAUUAAAAAGAGUCUAGCUAUGUUUCAAACUUACACUAAUAUUGUGGUUUCUCAGUUUUAUUUGCAAAGAAAUUAACAGCACAUGAUAUAAUAUAAUAGGGUAUACUUCUGAUGAAUUCUAGAAUAUAAAAAUAUUUAAACUUAAGAUUCUAAACAGGAUAUUUUAUAAACGUCUUGAUCAUAAAUAGUACAUUUUUUACUAUCUUCUCAUACAGUUCAAAACACAGGAACAGAUGCAUUAACUUUUUAUUUGUUAGGCUUGAAACAAACAAAAUUUCAUUUGAAAAAUCUCUUUUAAAAUGGGAUUUUGAAAUAAAUAAAUACAGUAUAUAUAAAACGUCAACAUUUUUAGUGCAUUUAUAAGCCCAUGAGUUGUGUAAUUGGUAAUAUAUUAGGAGUAAAUAACUUUCACAGAAAAGGUUAAAAAUUUGUAAUAAUUUGAAUGAUAAAAGGUUCUUUUUUCAUAUUCUUGUUUUUUAACUUGCUUUGCUAUUUACAAUUAAAACUUGAGGGUUACUUCCAUUGGUUCCUAUUUCUCAUGAAGAUUUGGUGUAUUACUAGUAAUGUAUUAAUGCCUAGUGUUUUGCCCCUAAUGAUAGCAAAAAAAAUAUUCCAUUGUUCAAUUUAAUGGUAAAUCCUUAAUAAUGUGUAGGAUAAUUUCGUUUGUUUGGUGUUUUCAUUAACAAAAGGGCAUCAUAUACAACAUAAAUGUUGUUGCCUUGGUGCUAAAUAUAAGGAGUUUUGGGAGUUACCUUGUGAGUCUUUUGC
Messenger RNA from Limulus polyphemus (Atlantic horseshoe crab), 3049 nucleotides. RefSeq names its product serine/threonine-protein kinase tricorner-like. Bases 64 to 1464 code for a protein of 466 amino acids. The record is from RefSeq and is a predicted model, not a curated record. Gene Ontology annotation, molecular function: protein serine/threonine kinase activity; ATP binding. The transcript has 12 exons. NCBI's taxonomy places the organism in Eukaryota, Metazoa, Arthropoda, Merostomata, Xiphosura, Limulidae. Gene Ontology annotation, biological process: peptidyl-serine phosphorylation; intracellular signal transduction.